Meloidogyne enterolobii is the source of this 4202-nucleotide messenger RNA. The record is from the annotation of a GenBank genome assembly. NCBI's taxonomy places the organism in Eukaryota, Metazoa, Nematoda, Chromadorea, Rhabditida, Meloidogynidae.
UACCGCUGAACCCUGAUAUACAUGAUGCUGAGGAUAGACUUUUAAGUAUACUAAACUUCAUUUCUAAAGUUAAAAUUAAGCUAAAAAAUUCCACCUUAAUUUAUAUCAACCCUCCAUUCUUUCUGAAAAAUUGCUAAUUUUCCUUCUUCCAAAAAACAACAAAAAUCUCUCCCUCUCUCUCUACUUAUUUCCGUUUUGUUAAAAUCAAUCACAAAAAUAACUUUCAAAAAACAUUUUCUUCUUCUGGCCUAGAUUUGAUUCAUUUCUUCUUUUGUUUUUUUAAACACAUGUUGGAGGUGGGGGGGGAUUGGGGGGUGAAUGACAGAAGAAAAAGCUAUUUUCUCUUUUUUCCUUUUUACUUAAUUUCGAUCCGUAAAAAUUUUUUGCCCGUGGGCAAUGACUAGUUUAUUACUUUAUUUUUGCUUCUUCUAUUCAAGUCAAUUUUGUUGAUUUUUUGAAAAAUUUUUUUGCAGAUAAAUCAGAGGAUUUUUUUCUUUAAUCUCCUUUCAGUGUUUUUUUCUCUUAUUUGUAUUUUUGUGUUUUUUAAAUUUUUUUGUGUUUUUCCCUUAAAUUUGCUCUAAAUUUUAAUUAUUCUGUCUCUCUCUUGAUUUCGUAAAACACAUAUAUAUUCCGGAAAGUUUCCGGAAAACACACACGGAAAACACAUACCUAUCUAUUGUCUUUAUUUUGUAUUUUAUUAUUUCCAGAUUUAAUUACUUUCGGAAAGGGUACACAUCUAAUAUGUAUUUCUGUAUUUUUACUUUGUAUUUUUUUGUAUUUUUUAAUAUUUUUAUUAUUUUUAAUAGAUAGUCGGCUUUUAAAAAAUGCCGCAACCUCCCAAUUCAUUAAAUAUUAUCAGGAGGUUUUUAAAUAUUUUAUUUUCACUGCCAACAAAAUUUAUUUUAAUUUUAUUCACUUUAUUUAUUGGAAUUGAAGGAUUUAAUGUUGACACUAAAAAUGCUCAAAUACAUAGACGUCCAAAUACUGGAUUUGGAUAUACUGUAGAUUUUGCUUAUAGAGACUCUAGAAAUAGAAAAUUAACAUUGCUAGUAGGAGCUCCAUUUGCCCAAACCUCACAACGUCGGCUUCAAAACACUGGUGCUGUUUAUGGUUGCGAAGUAGAUACUAAUUUAUGUGUAGAAAUAUUUUUUGACCAAAAAGGAAAUGAGCUCAGGCUUAACGGCACUUCUCUUUUACCAAUAGAAGAAAAAUCACACCAAAUGUUUGGGGCAACUAUAGUUGCUUCUAAAAAUGGAGAUAAUGUUUUAGCUUGUGCUCCCCACUACAAAUAUUUCUUUGCCAAAUUUGAUGUUGUAGAGCCUGUAGGAAGUUGUUAUUAUUCUCGAGAUUAUUUUAGUAAAAUUCAAGAAUUUGCUCCUUGUAGACAAGAACCUGCCCGUCACGGCCACCACCGUUUAGGUUAUGGAAUGUGUGGAUUUAGUGCUGCUGUCCCCGAUUUUGGGAAUGAAAGACUAUUUAUUUCUGCACCGGGUGCGUGGUAUUGGCAGGGAUCUGUAUUCUCUCAAAAUAUUCACAAUAUAACAGACAGGCCAAAUACGGCUGAUGGACCUGCUUAUACUGACAAUCAAGAGCUCGGUUAUUCAACAGCAACAGGGGACUUUGACGGUGACAAACUUGAUGAUAUUGUUGUUGGAGUACCUAGAGGGAAUGAAUUAAUUGGAAUGGUUUCAAUUUACUCGAGGCAACUCAAACCAAUUGCUAAUUUAACAGAAAAAGAUGGACAACGUGGACAAUACUUUGGGGCUUCUGUGGCAGUUUUAGAUUUUAAUAAUGAUGGACUUGCGGAUAUUGUUGUUGGUUCACCUCUCUAUAUUAACUGGGCAAACGUUGAUGGAAAGACACAGGAACGAAAACCUCAAUAUGAUAUUGGAAAAAUUAGUGUUUAUAUUCAAACGGGGAUUGGCACAUUUCGAGAACCCGUUAUUAUUUUGGGGCAUGAACAGUGGAGCCGUUUUGGUUAUUCUUUGGCGGCUGCAGGGGAUUUAAAUGGGGAUGGAUUUCAAGAUUUACUUGUCGGUGCGCCUUAUGAUGGGGAGGAUGGGCGUGGUAUUGUCUACAUAUUUCAUGGUUCUUCAGAAGGAAUAAGGGAAAAAUAUACACAAAAAAUUCUGGCUAAGGAUGUUCACCGAGACAUGCGAACUUUUGGAUUUUCUCUACGCGGCGGUAGAGAUGUUGAUGGAAAUGGAUAUCCUGAUAUAGCUAUUGGGGCAUUUAAAAGUAACCAGGCAGCAGUUCUUCGAAGCCGUCCAGUAAUCCAAGUAGUUGGUUCUGUUCGAACUACAAGAAAAACAAUUAAUUUGGAUGAGAAGCAGUGUGUGACAGAGUUUGGGAAAAUGCCUUGUGAUCGUCUUAGACUUUGCCUUAAAUAUACAGGCAAACUAGCAGGUGCUGAUCAUCAACAGAUUGCUCUCAAAGUAGAAAUCCACCUUGAUGCCCUCAAAAAAGGACUUUCCUCUCGAGCAUUUUUCUCUCGUGCAGAAUUGGAAAAGCGGAGAGAUUCUAAUAUUCGAGUACAUCCAGCAUCUUCAAGUAGAGAUCAGCCUGAUAGAAUUGAGCAUACCUUAACGCUCACAAAGGGGCGGGAGCACUGUGAAAGUUAUGAAAUAUAUGUUCCGGACACAAUUCGGGAUAAAAUUUCACCAAUUCUCAUUUCUGUUAACUACAGCUACGUGGAAAGUGGCAUUCCUGGGCGUUUAGAACCUGCUGUAGAUACAACACUUGUGGAGGGGUUAGAUACAGAAUUAAUUAUAGAAAAGGACUGUGGGGAGGAUAAUAUCUGUGUUCCUGAUUUACACAUUACUGCUAGACCAGCAAAAGAUAAAUUUACAAUUGGAGCUAUAGACCAAACAUUAAUUCUCAAUGUGAGUGUGGAGAAUAAAGGAGAGGAUUCGUAUUUAACACAAUACACGGUGUCUAUCCCUCCAGGCUUUGAAUAUGGAGGGAUUGAAAAUUAUGAAACAAAAUAUUCUGUCAGUUGUUCCCCAGCAGAACACCAACAAAUAAUUCAAAAAAAUAGUCAACAACCUUAUGAGUUUAUUUGUGAUAUUGGCAAUCCUCUCCCAGCGGGGGCUACAGCUAAUUUUGGAUUUAAACUAAGAGGACAUGAUGUGGAUAUGUCUAAAGAGUUUGUAGAGUUAAGGAUGGGUGUAAACAGUACAAAUGAAGAAGCAGCAGGUGCUGAUGGCGAUAAUCAAAUGGUUUUGCGUAUUCCGAUAGAGGUUAAUGCCCAACUUGGUUUGAUUGGAAGGAGUACUCCCCCACAAGUGGAUUAUUCUGUGCGUAAUCGAACGCCUGGAGUGGCGGCCACGUUUGACUUUGAUAUUGGACCUACAGUUAGCCACCUUUUCCAGGUUACAAACAGAGGCCCCAGUGCCAUUAGCGGUGCCACUCUCGAUAUCUUUUGGCCUUCAUUCUCCGAAGGAGACCGUUAUCUUCUAUAUUUGAUUGAUCAACCUUUUGUUAGCGACACAACAAAAGCAAAAUGUCGAUUAAAUCAACCUCAACAUAUUAACCCGGCAAAUUUAGCGAUUUCUAACGUUCAUAUGGCUACAGCUAGCCCAAUUGGGGCUCAUGGUAUUGAAGAAGAAGGAGAAGUAAAUGUUGAACCUGAAGAGGAGGAGGAAGAAGAAUUUGAAACACCUCAAAGGCAAAGUAAUAAACAUAAGGGAUGGGCUGUAGAAGAUGGAGAAAAUGAGGAUGAAAAUAAUCUGGAAUAUCAGGAUUAUAAUCCAAAUAAUCCAAGAAAGCGUCGACAAACCGCUGUUCAAAGAAAUCUUAGAGCUCAGAAACACAUGUUACGUGAUGCUGUCCAACAUGCAAAACAAUCUGGGGGUGCUACAGAAUAUCAUGGAUUGUUGGGAAGGAAUACAAUUAACUGUGCCGCACUAAAUUGUACACACAUUGAAUGUGACAUUGGCCGUUUGGAAGAAAACGAAUUUGUUUUAGUUGAAGUAUUUUCUCGAUUAUGGCUGAAUACUUUAAUUGACGAGAAUCACCUUGAUGGGGAAAUUUCUUCAAUAGCCUUAGCUAGAAUCUCCGCAUUGCCAUUUGCCCCCAAAUAUUCACCACCUGCUUUGUUAAUUGCUGUUAAUACAGAAGUGAAUCCGACAGAUCCAGAAGCAGGCAUUUGGGAACUACCGGUUUGUAAAAGAGAAAACGUUAAACAUUCGAAAGUUAAAUAA